This is a messenger RNA of Brassica napus (rape), 1751 nucleotides long. RefSeq names its product UV radiation resistance-associated gene protein-like. Lineage: Eukaryota; Viridiplantae; Streptophyta; Magnoliopsida; Brassicales; Brassicaceae. The record is from RefSeq and is a predicted model, not a curated record. The coding region runs from base 479 to 1378 and encodes 299 amino acids. Gene Ontology annotation, biological process: SNARE complex assembly. The transcript has 4 exons. Gene Ontology annotation, cellular component: endosome; lytic vacuole. Gene Ontology annotation, molecular function: SNARE binding.
CUCUCUCUCUCUCUCUCGCCUAAACUUCAAAAAAAAAAUUCAGAGGACGAAUCAAGCCUGAGAAGCUUCUUCAUCCCUGCAUAAUUUGAUUCUACAAAUCGAUCUCUCAUUCGUUUUGCCUUCGUAAAUUGAACCAAUCGUCGCCGAUUGAUUUAGUUCUCUCAUCCGAUUCCGAUCCAUCGUAGUGAUGAGAUUCGAAGACUUGAUUCCGCUGCGUAGUUUCCGAGACAAUUGUUGAUGGAAAGAGAAACGGAGCCAAGUUCGUCAAGAGGUGAUCGAGAAGAAGAUGUGAAGGUUAUCGAGUGGGAAGAAUUCGACAAUGAGCUCACUCGGUUAUGGAGUCUCUCUUCAGCUCUGAAGUUAGCCACAGAGAAGAAGAUGACCCUACAACCAAAACUCGAGUCUCUUAUUCAGCGGGCGGCUAAAUUUCGGGCAGGUUAGUGCUGAAUCACUGAGACGUACUAAUGAACUUGAAGAGAUGCGUCAGAGGCUGGAAGCAAAGAAAUUGAUGGUUGACAAGACGUCAGUUACUUGCAAAGUUACUGAGCAAGAUCUUAAAAAGAAAGAGGAUGAUCUCAGUGCUGAAGUUAGGUCUUUGCUAGUUGGUGGCACAACUCUUUCCAUCGCUAAAAGCAAAUUACAGGAAUCAAACUGCCAACUAGAAGGAGAGAGUGGUUAUGCUCAUCUAAAGACUGUAACGAAUAAGCUGAGAAAGAGGCAGCAGUACAUGGUAUCUCAAGUUUCAUUUAUCUACCCUUUGAAGAUCGAGGCUGGACCUUCGCAAGACCAAGAACUGGAAUCGUUUCCAGGUGGCAGUAGAUUAGUAGGAACUAAGCCUGUGAGUCAAGGAUCCGUGAGAAUUUUGGGGUUGCCUUUUAGUAUGGCCCCGUUUACAAAGAUGAGCUUCUUCACUGACAAGAAAGAAGUUCAGAAGUCAGCUACUGCCCUAGGAUAUGUAGCUCAUGUAUGUGUGUUCCAUUCUUUUUCCUCGCUACUUGAGAGUUCUAAAGGCUUCCUUGCUUGGAUUUUGCAGGCCGUGUCUCUGUUAGCUCCUUUCUUCGGAGUGCCUAUUCGUUAUCCUUUGCGCUUAGGUGGUUCCAAAACAUAUAUUCUGGACUAUGCGCCUUACAUCGAGCCUUCAGCUUCUGAUAUGUCUCCAGUUUCCACACUUUCCGAAAAUGCUAAAUUUGUAGAGUUCCCUCUGUUUCUGGAUGGUCAAGAUACAACUCGAGCUGCCUACGCUGUCUUCUUAUUAAACAAGAACAUCGAGCAGCUCCUGAAUUUUGUGGGAGAAAGUAGUCUAGGACCACGUCAGGUUCUAGCUAACCUCAAGGAGCUGAUCAGGAUCAUCCAGUCGCCAGAUUUUAUAUAUUCUUGAUGAUGACGAUGACGACAAAAUAAGGAUGAUGAUCGGAUAUUCAACACUGUUUUCUCCUCUUGUAGAUUGAUCCAUUACUUCUCAGUUCUAACACAGCUUCAAUGUCUCUUACAUCUUCUCAAGACAACACUUUGUGGAGGUUAAAAAAGGUCAGAUUAUUUAUUCGUUAGAGAAGUUUUAGACAUGGGCAUUCUCUUUAGGAUGAGACUCAUCUCUCUAGGUGUGAUGUUAUAGAAGUGGAGAAUAAACGAAAGCUUAGUCUAGUUUCUUAUAAGUUCUAACAGAUGUAUCACUUUUUUUGUUUUGUUUUUCCCCCUUUUUGUAUCAUUUGAAAUAUGUUUGAAUUUGUACUUUAUGAGCAUUUUUCAUGUGA